This is a messenger RNA of Lachnellula hyalina, 2142 nucleotides long. It is a transcript of the gene bik6, whose product is annotated as Efflux pump. Gene Ontology annotation, molecular function: transmembrane transporter activity. Bases 1 to 2142 code for a protein of 713 amino acids. Gene Ontology annotation, biological process: transmembrane transport. Lineage: Eukaryota; Fungi; Ascomycota; Leotiomycetes; Helotiales; Lachnaceae. The record is from RefSeq and is a predicted model, not a curated record. The transcript has 9 exons.
AUGCCUCCCACUUCAGAUCACAACGGCGUUACCCUCACACCAUCCCGCGCCUCAACCUCGCCAGAUGCCAACGCCACAGCCCUCGAUCUUGAAAAACAAGACACAGAAACUCAAUCCGCCCAUAAUGCCUCGCAUCCUAAUAAUACAACUCGCGCACGUGUUACAAGAACCCAAUCGAUCACAAGACGCGCUUCGAAUCGAAACCGCUUCACGCAUCCCUUGUCUCACGUCAAGACUUCCGAGGCUGAAAUUGUAGACUUUGAUGGAGAAGACGACCCUUAUAGGCCCAUCAAUUGGCCUUUUAGAAAGAAGGUUAUAACAACUUUGUUAUAUGGGCUAACGACUAUGGGCUCCACGUGGUCGACUAGUAUUUAUAGUCCAGCUGUCGCGCAAAUUUCUGAAGAAUAUGGGGUGGCAGACGAGGUGGGGAUUUUAGGUACUACAUUUUUACUUCUAGGAUUCGGGUUUGGGCCUUUAUUAUGGGCACCGUUGAGCGAAGUUUAUGGGAGGAAACCUGCAGUUUUGAUACCGUACUUUAUCGCUGCUUGCUUUUCAUUUGGCACAGCUACGGCAAAAGACCUACAGACCAUCUUGAUCACGCGCCUUUUCGCCGGAUUGUUUGGGUCAGCUCCAGUAACAAAUACUGGUGGAGUUCUUGGGGAUAUCUGGUCACCUAGCCAGAGAGGUACUGCUAUUGUAGGAUAUGCUUUUGCAGUAGUUGGCGGACCGACUCUCGGACCAAUUGUUGGAGGGGCUAUCGUCUCCAGCUACUUACGUUGGAGAUGGACUGAAUACAUCACUGGUAUCAUGCAGGUGUUCUUCCUCGUAAUGGACCUGAUCAUCCUCGACGAGUCUUAUCCGCCCGUCCUUCUUGUCAACAAAGCACGAAGGCUGCGGCACGAGUCUGGUAAUUGGGCUCUUCACGCUCACCAUGAAGAGUGGGAUGUUGGUCUGAAAGAAUUAGCUCACAAAUUCUUGUUGACUCCUUUUCGUCUCUUGGUCACUCCUAUUGCUUUUUGUGUUGCCUUGUACGCAUCCUUCGUAUAUGGUAUUCUGUAUCUAUGUUUAGCAGCAAUUCCUAUCCAAUUCGCCGAAGAAAGAGGUUGGGGUCCUGUAACCUCCGAGCUUCCCUUCCUCGCACUGCUACUCGGCACAAUCCUCGGUGGAGGUGCCAACGUCUUCAAUAACAAAUUCUACAUCCGCAAACUCCAGGCAAACAACAUGCGCGCUGUACCCGAAGCGCGCCUACCCCCGAUGAUGGUUGGCUCCGUCUUCUUCGCCGGCGGCCUCUUCAUCUUCGGCUGGACAUCCUACCGCCACGAUUUCUGGCUCGCACCAUGUAUCGGACUCGUAUGCAUGGGAUUCGGAUUCUUUACUAUUUUCCAAGCAGCGCUGAACUAUUUAAUUGACACAUUUCAAAGAUACUCUGCAAGUGCGGUUGCUGCAAAUACGUUUUUGAGGAGUAUAUUUGCGGCGGUGUUUCCGCUGUUUGUCACUCCCAUGUUCCAUAAUUUGGGAAUACCAUGGGCGAGCAGCUUACUAGGGUUCGUAGCCGUUGCGUUGAUUCCAAUUCCGUACCUGUUUUACAUUUAUGGACCGAGUAUCAGGAAGAGGGGAAAGUUUACUGCACAAGUCACGGGGUAUAAAUGGCCAUCCCAACAUGGGCGUGGCGACGAGCAAACCAUGGCCGCCGUGAAAGCCAUGCAAGCGGUGAUGGAAUCUUGCCCUGGGAAAACUGCAGUGUCCGGCGUAAUGGGCUUCGCCCUCGGCGGCGCCUUCGGUCUCUUCAUGGCCUCGAUGUCCUACGACACACCUCUAUCCACAAACCCAGUUGCAGCGAACAUACAAUCUCUACCAUUACGACAGCAGAUAAAACAAGGUUUCAAAGACCUCGGAACCCGCUCCCUAUCCUCAGCCAAGAACUUCGGCAAAGUCGGCGCCAUCUUCUCCGGCACCGAAUGCUGCAUCGAAGGCUUCCGCGCGAAGAACGAUCUCGCGAAUGGUGUUAUGGCUGGGUGUAUAACGGGGGGCGUGUUGGCUGCGCCGGCAGGCCCACAGGCUGCGUUGGUUGGGUGUGCGGGUUUCGCGGCGUUCAGUGCUGCUAUUGAUUCGUAUAUGAGGAGGCCUAGUGAUGGGGAUUAG